This is a messenger RNA of Rangifer tarandus platyrhynchus (Svalbard reindeer), 969 nucleotides long. The record is from the annotation of a GenBank genome assembly. NCBI's taxonomy places the organism in Eukaryota, Metazoa, Chordata, Mammalia, Artiodactyla, Cervidae.
AUGCAGCCACUCCCUGCAUUGGCUGGUGACUCCGAGGCCUUUUCUGCCCUGGUCACUCCCCAAGCCCGGCAUUCCAUCUCCUCCAAGUUCAAGUGGCCUCCCAGCCAGGCCCCCCAGUGUCAGGAUCCAGCUGAGUUUCUCAUCUGCUGGCUAAAUUCUAAGGGUGCCGAGCGGAACCUGCCAGAUCUUCUGAGAGCACAGGCCCAGCGCAGGAGCACUGUUACAUCUGCCCACGCCUUUGGUGAACAAGGCUUUUUAUUUGGUCAGAGGAUCUGUGGUUUUCCUGAGCUGGAUAAGAGCAGUGCUUACGGAGUAGUUUCACAGAGGCAGGUCCCACCCAGAGCCGGGAUCUGGAGCGGAGGGGAGCAGGUGUUGGGGGCACUGAAUCAUCCCAUCCACUCUGCCCUGGACCCCGGAGAGAGGCCGACUUGGUGCUCUAAGGCUACUCAGAGCCGUGAGGUUGGGCUGGGCGACUUCCUGGUGGAGAGGUCCACACAGGUGGAGAGCUGGCUGGGACUGGCCUCACAGGUAGGAGGGGCUGGAGCCCUAGAGGUGAGGCGGUGCCGUCCAGGUGGUCCCGUGGUGAUGUGCAGAUUCGUGAUCCACAUCAGUGUCUCCUGGCCAGAGCUGUUUUCCUGUGACCAGCUGUUUCCUUUGGCUGUUCAGGCCGAAGUUGCCAUCCAGGCUGUGGCUGAGCGGCCGCUCGAGUGGUACCCGUUCGUCAUCCCGUUGGACGUCUGUCCAGCCGAGGCGGCCAACAACCUUGGGCCACACUGGCCAACCCGACCCAAGUCUAAGGGUUUGGAUUCCUGGGAAGACAGCUGCCUGGUUACUGACGGUCACCUGCUAAAGGCGGAGGGCACGCCACGUGCUGGGGGAGAGGCUGGGGUCUGGGCCUCUCCUGGCGAGGCCCGCACAGCCGUGCACACACAGCCUCCGUCAGAAGAGCUCUGGUCCCGCUUGGGCUGA